This is a messenger RNA of Halichondria panicea, 2587 nucleotides long. RefSeq lists its product as uncharacterized. The record is from RefSeq and is a predicted model, not a curated record. Lineage: Eukaryota; Metazoa; Porifera; Demospongiae; Suberitida; Halichondriidae. The coding region runs from base 2099 to 2482 and encodes 127 amino acids. The transcript has 12 exons.
UAGAUGCUGUUGCUUCCAUGGUCACUGCUACCAUAACAACUAUUGAGGUUGGUGUGGUUGCUGUGUGUGCUAAUCUGGACAGUCCAUCUGGUGGAACAAGUGUACCCAUCACUGUUGUGUUUACUUGGAGUGGACAACAGACACGUAACCUUCCAAAGUGGAGCUGUACUUCUCUCUGAACGAUGCAUCACUUACACUGACCCUGUGAGCGAUGAUGAACUGUUUGAGACUACAAGUCCACUUGCGUCAUUCAUUGUGACAUUGAGUGCUAACCAGGAUCGUGUUACUGCCACUGGUACCACCACAAUCAACGUGUAUGAUGAUGAUAUAAUGCUGUGUUGGCUCUACAAAUGACAUCAUACAACUUAAAAAGAAGCAACCAGCGAGACUGUGUGAUACUUGUGGCGCCAUUUCUCACCAUUAGCACAACUAAUGUUUUAAGCCCAGCAAGUUAAUAGUAAAAUUCCAUAAUUAAGCAUGAGACAGCACCAAUCACUGUAUUUCCUUGCACAGCUCGUGAUGUUGACUUCACUGUUGAUGAUCAGCUAGUACAUAAUACAAGAUUGGUCAGUCCUGUUUGUAUCACCGUGACAAUAUAUAGUUGAUGACACAAUAACCGUGACAAUAUAUAUAGUUGAUGACACAAUAACCAACUCUGGAGAAUCAUUCAGAGUUCAAAUAGCCAUGCACUUCGAAUACAGACAGAGUUUCUUUCAGUAAUGGCGUCUCGGAAACAAUCAUCAAUAUCAUCAAUGAUGAUGUUUUGCCUGCUCCAACAAACCUAAGAAGUAUCAGUACAGCCUCGACUAGUGACAUUGGCCUGGGAUGCUCCUGACAGUAGUUCAUUUUCCAUAGCCAUGAUUAGCUCAGUAUACUUUAAUGUGGAACAGUGUGCAAAGAACAGUGACGUCUGUUCAGCUCCAAUAUACUAUACGCCAUGCAGUUGGUCCCAUUUCAAGAGUAUCAAUUUUCUGUACGUAUUAUACAUGCCAAUUUUGUGGAUGGGGGUAGGAGUGACUCUGUUUCCAUCAACAUUAGAACACCGGAGGAUGUUCGAGGAAGUCCACCUGCUAUGCUGAUGGCUUCACCCACGGCCACCACCCUCACCCUCUCCUGGGAUUCAUCAACUGAACCUAAUGGAGUCAUCAUCACCUACACACUGUAUAUGUGGACUACCUCAAUGGAAUCACAACAAACAUCAUUACUACAUCCGAACAGUUCACCAUAUCACAUCUUUUGAGCCCCUAUCAAAGCAUAAUUAUCAGCGCAAGUAUCAGCCAGUACUUCAGUUGGUGAGGGACCAAGAACACUCAGUAUGAACUUCACUACAGCUGAGGCCAGUGCAUGAGUUCAUACAAUGCAUGCAGUCUCAUAUAGCAUACCCUUAAUGGCAUGUGAUAAACCAUUCCUUCAGAAUCUGGCCUAGUUGGUAGCCUGAGAGUCUUAAGAGUGAAUGAAACUACCCUCACUGUUAACUGGAUUGUGCCUGGUGAGGUUAAUGGAGUGUUACUAACAUACACCAUCAGGACCAGUGAGGAAGGAAGCAGCUCAGCAGAUACAGAGUACAUGCAACACUUCAGCUACCUUGUUCUCUAUACAUGAAUUAGCUCCCUAUACUCCCUAUGUGGUAUCAGUGGCUGCCAUCAAUGGCGCCGGUUUUGGAGUGGCUGUCAGUGUUGUAGAAUUCACUGCUGAAGGAAUUCCUCCAUUCCAUCCUUGAGAUAUUGGUUCCACUCGACUGAAUGGAACAGCUAUGCGGGUGUCAUGGAGACCACUCAGUCGCUCAGAGGCUAGAGGCUUCAUCACUAACUACACCCUCACCUACUGGAGAGUUGGCUCUAAUGCUGCGAAUGCUAGUACCAUUACUGUAUCUGGGGAAGACGCCAGCUCUGCUAUAAUUAUUAAUCUGGACCCAAACUCUGAUUACUACUUUACAGUGUCAACUGGUACAGUACAGGGAGUGGGCAAGUCGAUACCAGGUUCACUGUUCACUUCCCUGAUGAAGUGCGGCCUCGUAUCGAGGCUAUAGUAAGGCAAUAGAUGACUUCCAUAAAAUUUGCUGAUCUUUCCUUGAUGUACUUGGUCAAAAAAUUGUUGAAUGCCAGUGUUGCCAUGGUUAUACCCACACAGUCAUCAGGGACAAUGGUGGCAGUCAUUGCUGGGGCUAGCUGUUGUAGGACUGAUUGUUUCCGGGGUUCUACUGACAAUCAUAGUCUGCAUUGUUUGCAUAAUUACAAGAAGACAACACGAUGGGCCUAAACAGAAAAGUGUAUCAAGGAAUCCAGCAUAUGGUAUGUCAGUUAGACAAGCUCCUAAUGAUGCAGUCAACGUCCAGUCAAAUGAUGAGCACACAUAUGAACAUGUACGAGAAAUACAUGUAGAUGAGGUGAUUUACGAAACUAUUGAUCCUGACAGAAACAGCAGUGAAGGUAGAGUAGUUAUGGUAUCCAGCAAUGCAGCCUCCUACAGAGUGAGAUUGUGAUGUCAUAGAACACAAAUGUAACUGUAUACGUGUCAAUCAGUGUAUGCUGAUAAGUUUAUUAGUAUUUUUUUGUACAGUCAUUUUAAUAUCAGAUAGUUGUGUUGG